Messenger RNA from Impatiens glandulifera, 749 nucleotides. Its product is annotated as protein MOTHER of FT and TFL1-like. NCBI's taxonomy places the organism in Eukaryota, Viridiplantae, Streptophyta, Magnoliopsida, Ericales, Balsaminaceae. The transcript is spliced from 4 exons. The record is from RefSeq and is a predicted model, not a curated record. Bases 36 to 572 code for a protein of 178 amino acids.
CAUUUCUUUUUCUGUUGUAAUUUCUCUCCUCUCAAAUGGCUAAUACUUCGAUAGAUCCUCUGAUCAUGUGUAGAAUAAUUGGGGAUGUGGUGGAUGAAUUUGUGCCCACAACCGCCAUGAAUGUCUACUAUGCAACCAAGCAUGUCACUAAUGGCUGCAGCAUCAAGCCUUCCAUGGCUUUUAAUCCCCCAACUGUCACCAUUUCUGGAUUGCCUAAUGAGCUUUACACCUUGGUAAUGACAAAUCCUGAUGCGCCAAGUCCCAGUGAGCCCUACAUGAGAGAAUGGGUGCACUGGAUUGUGGCCAAUAUUCCUGGAGGUACCGAUUCUGGUCAAGGAACAGAGAUAGUGCCAUACAUGGCGCCAUGCCCAGCUGUUGGAAUUCACCGUUAUAUUCUAGUACUAUUUAGACAGUCCAUAUAUGUGGACCAAACUAUUGAGAAGCCAAAUAUCAUAACCAGAGCCAACUUCAACACUAGAGCUUUCUCUCGUCACCUAUCCUUGGGAAUUCCGGUUGCAACUGUUUACUUCAAUGCAAAAAAGGAAUCCAUCAAACAACGAAAGAAUGUCUAAGUUAUUUCAUCUUCUCCUUGAAUAAAUAUAUAUAUUAUCAUGCAUGAACCUAAUUACUAUAUAAAGACAUAUCUAUCUAUCACUCUAUCUAUCCAUAAUCAAUCUAUCUAUAAAAAUAAGAACAUGUAUUUGAUCAUCUAAAGUGCAACUUUAUAUACAUUUUGCUUUUGUCUUUAA